ACGAUGAUCAGGAUUUGUGUAACAGCGAAUUUAUCAUGAACACCGGACAAGGCAAUAAACAAGUACGUGUUGUUACUGAGUGCUGCUACAAGGAUAACUGUAAUAAGGACAGUAUAGAGGUUCCACCUUAUAAUAUCACUCGGAAUUCUUUUAUCUGCCCUGUCUGCUAUACGUAUGAGGCCUAUGACUGUAAAUCUGAGGGAUAUAUAGCAUGCAGAGGCCAUGAGAUUGAGUGUUUUGACUUUGCAGCAACUAUAUUGAGACAAGGUUGGUCUUCGCUGAAGUACGCUAUGAUGGGAUGCACCACUAAAGGUGGUUGUUCAAUCGGACAAAGGAUUAUACCAGGGACCAAUAUAACUGAUGUGACACGCUUAUCAUGUCGUCCAGCAAUUCCAAUUACUCACUGAUGAAACUUCUUAUUGUAACUGAAAGAAAUGUUUCAUCGUUAUCUCUAACUC
This is a messenger RNA of Nanorana parkeri, 458 nucleotides long. Its product is annotated as phospholipase A2 inhibitor and Ly6/PLAUR domain-containing protein-like. The transcript is spliced from 3 exons. Lineage: Eukaryota; Metazoa; Chordata; Amphibia; Anura; Dicroglossidae. Bases 36 to 407 code for a protein of 123 amino acids. The record is from RefSeq and is a predicted model, not a curated record.